Paramecium tetraurelia is the source of this 1851-nucleotide messenger RNA. RefSeq lists its product as uncharacterized. NCBI's taxonomy places the organism in Eukaryota, Ciliophora, Oligohymenophorea, Peniculida, Parameciidae. The transcript has a single exon. The record is from RefSeq and is a predicted model, not a curated record.
AUGUUGCAAUCCGAGGAUCAAUAUGUGCCAAACGAGGAAGAGUACGAGCAGAAGGAUCAGACGACCAACACUCGUUUUCGUAAGUUUGUGAAAGAGCAAUGGGAGAAGAUAGAAAAGAAGAAUUUCAGCUAAUUCGAGACAAGAGUAUUGUCAACUCUGCAAUAAUUGGGUAAUAACAGUGCAGACGAUUUGAUUGAGAAAUAAGCAGUCGUGGAGGCUGUGUAGAAGGAGAAGGAUAACAGCAAGUAAAAGGGUGGUAAGCAGAAGAAACCAGAGUAAGCACCAUAAUAAUAGGAGGUUUAGAAAUCGAAUGUCAUCUACGAAAUUUGUGUGGGUCAAGACUUGUACUUGAAGUAUCUGAGACCCAAAUUGGUAGAGUAUGGCAUUCUGAAUAAAAUUGAUGAUGGCAAUCCCAAAUAGGAGGAUAAGAAGCAGGCAUAGGGCAAGAAGGGUGGUAAGAAUGUGGUCAAGAAGGAAGAUUUGAUGCGUAUUGAGUUGUCGAAGGAGAAGGUUAAUGAUCAAACAGUGAAGAUGUUAUAAUAGAUGGGAUUGAUCAUUUUAAAUCAGGAUUUAAAACCUAAAGAAAAUGAAUUUCUCAAAACUGAAUAAGCAAGUAAACGUAUCAAAUCCUUGAAAUGGAUGGAACUCAAGUUCUCAGCCUUGAUGAUCUAUGCCACCUAAUUAAUCAAAUGUCACAUCCAUUCCAAAUUCAGGGAUGAGUAUGCCUUUGAAUUGAUCUACUUCCUCAAGAAUGUCUAUCUCAACUACAAAGAAUAUGAAGGCUAAUCCUAUUUGGAUGAGACUAAGAAAGAGAGAUUGGCACCUCAAGCAGUCGAAGAUCUCAGAUAUAAGCUCAAAGAAUUGUACAAGAACUUUGGUUUCUCAAACAGAGUCUUGUUUAAUAAAUAUCCAAAAUUAGUCAUCGAUACAGAUUUAAAUCAAGCAUUUAUUAGAACUGAUGUUCGUCCAUACAAGUCAUAGGAAAACCUCUUGGAACUCUUGAAGAGAGCAGAAAAACCUUCCUUGAUCUUCUUUAGUACCAUGGUUGGUACAGGUAAGACAGUGUUGAGUGUUGCCAUCGCUUAAUACUUGGCUCGCUUGAGAGAGAGUUAUGCUAUUCAAGAGAACAAUGCCUAUAAUUAAUUAAAGAAUCUUGGUUAUAGGAAUCCCAGAGAAGUCUAGUUUUUGUAUUGUUGUCCCUUGGAUACGGUGAGAACCUAAGUUGGUGCUGCUGCAUAUGAGAGGAAACUGAAAUUCGCCAUUGCAUCCAUGUGGAAGGACUCCCAGAGUUCUAAACUGGAUUCUGAUUUGGGAUAUGCUGAAUGUCCAAGAUUGGUCAAUUCUUGGUAAAAUAGACAGGAGGAAUUCCCAACCUUGGUUGUGGCUGACUUCAAGACUACAUUGGAAUUAUUGAGAGAGAAACACACCUUGUCAGAAAAGGAGAAGUAAGUAGUUAGAUGGUAGGGCAAGGAUCGUAAAUUGGUAUCACAUAAUCCAGCUAAACAUGGAAAGGAUUACAUAUUGUUUAUCGAUGAACCUACAGUUGAUGCUGAUUUUGCAGAUGCAGAAGUGACCAAGAUAUUGAUUGACAUUAUUCGUCGAGCUCCACCCAUUACAAUAUUAUCUAGUGCCACAUUGCCACCUCCUGAGAAAAUACCGAGUUUCAUUAAGCUUUACAGGAAGGCUUAGAUCUCAGAGAUUGACAUUCCUGUGGUUCAUGAUUCCUCAAUUCCACAUUGGUUGUGUAGGUCUUUUCUCAUAGUGGUCACAAGUUCUUGCCACAUUAUUAGGCAUAGAACAAAUAGCAAUUGGCUGAAAUUUUGGAUAGAUUGGAGAAGAAUCCAUUUAUGA